AUGAUGACCGCGUCCACCUUGCAGGUGCACCAGAACUACCACCAGGACUCAGAGGCCGCGAUCAACCAACAAGUCAACCUGGAGCUCUACGCCUCCUAUGUUUACCUGUCCAUGUCUUACUACUUUGACCGCGAGGAUGUGGCUUUGAAGAACUUUGCUAAAUACUUUCUUCACCAAUCUCAUGACGAGAGGGAACAUGCUGAGAGACUGAUGAAGCUGCAGAACCAACGAGGUGGACGAAUCUUCCUUCAUGAUAUCAAGAAACCAGACUGUGAUGACUGGGAGAGUGGGCUGAAUGCGAUGGAGUGUGCAUUACAUUUGGAAAAAAAUGUGAAUCAGUCACUACUGGAACUGCACAAACUGGCCACUGACAAAAAUGACCCUCAUUUGUGUGACUUCAUUGAGACACAUUACCUGAAUGAGCAGGUGAAAGCCAUCAAAGAAUUGAGUGACCACGUGAUCAACUUGUGCAAGAUGCGAGCACCCGAUGUCCUUGGCAGAAUAUCUCUUUGACAAGCACACCCUGGGAGACAGUGAUAAUGAAAGCUAAGCCUCAGGCUAAUUUCCCCAUAGCUGUGGGGUGACUUCCCUGGUCACCUAGGCAGUGUAUGCAUUUUG
Molecule: messenger RNA, 618 nt
Organism: Symphalangus syndactylus (siamang)
Lineage: Eukaryota; Metazoa; Chordata; Mammalia; Primates; Hylobatidae
Product: ferritin heavy chain-like
Biological process (GO): intracellular iron ion homeostasis; iron ion transport
Cellular component (GO): cytoplasm
Molecular function (GO): ferric iron binding; ferrous iron binding
Source: RefSeq, a predicted model, not a curated record